Molecule: messenger RNA, 11574 nt
Organism: Caenorhabditis auriculariae
Lineage: Eukaryota; Metazoa; Nematoda; Chromadorea; Rhabditida; Rhabditidae
Source: the annotation of a GenBank genome assembly
AUGUCACGUCAUGAUCGUCAUCGGGAAAGGUCGAACGUUGAUUAUCCGGCCAAAGUUUAAAAACUUUGUUAUCUUUAAUAAUUCCCCCCUUUUAGACUAGAGACGACCGCAAGUUUAGUUCAAGUUCCAAACCAAGCCGAUCAACAGGUAGAAAUGGAAAUUCUUCGCAUCUUCAAUCGAGAAGCGAUAAAACUCGUCGUGAAGUUAAAGUUCGACAGAAUAUUUGAGUUUUCAAUAUUGAUUUGGGCUUUCAGCCGGAAAGGAGUUCCCACACUUCUUCUUCCAGUUUGCCGAGUUACAGCGAUAAACGAGUAGACGCGCCUUCUCUGAAUCCGAGCGGCUAUAAUUAUCUUGAAGAUGGGUGGUUAGUUUAUCAGAAAAAUUAAAAAAUAAAAGAAGUUCUCUCAAAUUCCAGGUGGAAACGCUACCAAGUUCCCGAGCCGAAAAGCUAUCAAAUGAGCGGUUCUUCUUCAUCUUUCGGAGCUUUUGGCCAUCACAGAACUUCCCAUAGCUCUUCCGAUUUGGGCCGUUCGUUUUCUAAGCUGUUUAUUUAAAAAAGAGAAAAAAUUGCAGUUCCACCUCCUCUUAUGAGCUUUGAUUAUUCUGUGAGGGAAAGUGUGGACCGGAAAAUGGCGCGAAUUCAACAGGAAUUGGAACUUUUGGAUCGAGCCGAGAAAGAGGUUUCUGUUUUUUUUUUCGAACAGUUUUAAGGUUUUGAGUGGUCGAGUAAAAUCAUGAAAAAAUCUUUGUUUCUAAUAAGAGCCUGAAUAUUCAUGUUACUCAAAAUUUAAAGAAGCGUUCUGUCCCUGUUUAUACUGUUUAUUAUAAGUUUUAUUCUAACAAACUCCGAUUUUUUGAUUGUACAGCGUUUGAUGGUUUUUUAAUUAAAUUAAUUUUUGUGUGCUAAGAAAAAGUUAAAAAAAAGUCUUUCUCCCUGCAAAACUCAUUUUAUUUUUGUGUAGAAGUUUGCUGUCUCGUGUCAGUAUUUGUUUCUUGAAUUUCAGUUUUUGAUUCAGUUUUGAAACCGUGAAUCGAUUUUUCAGAGCAUAUAAUUAUAUUAUUACUUAUUUUUGUUCAGUGUAGAUUUCUUCACUUUCUUUUUAUUUUUCAGCUUUUAAAUUUAAUUUUUCUUUCAAUUUUUUUUUGCUUUGAGUAACUGAGAACGUUUGAAGGUGUUUCGCUUUUUUUUUUUUCUUAAAAUGAACCCUUAGAAAAACUCUUAAAUGAGUCCUUAAGGGCUCAAACUUCCAUUUGAGCUUGUUUUGGUGAUUUCCGCGCGGGCUUGUCACUUUUUAAAAAAAUUGGGAUUAACUACAGUAUCCAGAGCAUUUUUCGCACGCUUCGCUUCAAGACCUGAUUCAGAAGUUCACGGUUUUAUCAUUUCAGAAGAAAAACUUGACAAGCUGGCGCAGAAUUGGCUAUAUCUGAACUUUUGUUUGAAUAAUUUGGUUUCGAAAAGUUGAAUAUGAUCUAAAACCCUUGAAAAAAGUCACUCUAUGUGUGAAUUGAAAAAAUUUAAAGUAUAUAUACUUGAAAAAAAGUGUUUCUGUGUUUUGAGUAUUGCGGAGAGAGUCGAAAUUAUCUAUGACUUUUCAGAAUUUAAAUAUUCUUCGCUUUCUCUAUUUUCUAAUGCUCGGAAUUACUUUAAGUUCGAGUUUCGAGAUUUUCCAAAAACUAUAAGUUUGAAGCUGAACCAUGGGAAACCUCAAAUUUUCGCAGAUUCGAUCUCGGAACUACGACGAAAUAACUGCAAAAGAAAGAGAGUUCCGGGAAAGGGAACUCCGGCUUCUGGAACUCGAGAAACGGCUGGACGACCGGGAACGCGACCUCCGUUCCGUUGGAUCCAGAAGAUCCAGGUCGCCACCGAAGAUCUACGGCCGAGAAAGGUAUCACUUUAGGGAUGUAAACUGGUUUUUAUUCAGAUUUGGUUGAGAAAAGAUGAAAAAAGUAGCAAUCGAUUUUUUUAGUUUGAGAAAAAUCUGACGUUUCUUAAGUUCAAUCCUUCUCUCUAUUUUGAAUACCUCGAAAAUGUAUAUUUUGAAGGGCCGAAAAACUGAUUUUUUUAUCGUAUUUAAUUGCAAAAAAAUUGAAUUUUUGUUAGUUUGAGUGGAUUAGACAAUUCAUUUUUUUCCUAACUUGCCGUGGAAAAAUUUUUUUCAUUAAUUUAUCAAGUGACUAUCAAAAAGAGGGAUCAUUUUAGGGUUUGAAAAAAAUAAUUGGAACUAUUUAGAAGCUGUUCCGUGUCUGUAUAAUAUUGAGAAAGGAAACCAGAUUUAGUUGAAUUCAUUGAAUAUUCAAGAAGAAGCUAUUGAUUUUUUUUUGUUUGAAGUUUUUUUGUUUAUUAGAAGGUCUAGUUUAGCUUUUAUUUCAUUUUUUUGAACUGAAAAAAAUGUUUGCUUAUUGUAUCAAGUAAUUAGGAAGACAUUGGAAAUUUCAAACCAAAGAUUGAAAAAAAAUUUUACUUGACUUUCCUGUUGUGGUAGUAAUAUGAGAGGCAAGCAUAAACUAGGAAUUUGUUCGAUGUUGGUUUGUAACUUAUCAUAAGGUUCAAAAAAAUCAAUUAAUUUUUUUGAGAAAAAAAUGGUUCUGAAACGAUUAUUUUUGAAAAAUAGAAUAACUUUCAUCAGUUAGUGAUGAAUCAAUUACAUAUAAGUUAUGAAAAUCUAUAAUUAUUUAAAAAAAAAGAAAUCGGCCCGACGGAAUAUUUCUGACUGAAAGGGCGAAACCUGAUUCUCGAUCUAUUUCUCCGCCGCCCUGACGUCUCCAACUUCUCGACCAGAAUCAACAUUUCCUCAAUUUUCUCAAUCUAAUAGCAGCCGUCGUUUGACUCAGAUCACCGGAACCCCUCUAUUCCGGCCGACGAACGUCUCCGCCGCGAAGAAACCGCGUUCCGACGUCUUCUUCCAAGAUUAGAAUCGCCGACGGCGACGUCACCGACAGCAGAAGAAGAAGAAGAAGAGGAGGCAGAGGAGGAGCAGAGAAGCGAAAGUCGCCGGCCGACGACGACGUCUAUUCCACGUCUUCUGCUGACCGCCCUUCCGCUUCCAACCGACGUCGAGGUGCCUUUUUCCGGCUCUCCGAGUUAUUCAUUAAUUUGAUUCGUGGGCUGAUAAGUUUUGAUAAAAGUGAUAUUGAGAUCUCGUUAUUUAGGUGUCCAGGGGGAAAUUUAACAUUAUUGGCCUUGGAAGAUACAUUUUCAAAGUUUUUAUAUGGCGCAUAAGCUUUGCAUGACCUUAAGAAACACUGGAAACGAUUUUUCAGUUCGAGAAAUUUUUUAAUUGCCCCUUUUUCGGCAUUAUUCGUUGAUUUUUGGUGAUAAAAGUUCGGAUAAAGAUAAAAUGAGGUAUGUUAUCAGGUCAUCACAAGGAAUAGUCAUUUUUGAUCUCCAUCAUUAGGAGUUUUAUUCAUUUGUCCGUGAAUUCUGGGCUUAAAUUUUUUUAGUCAUCUACCAACAGAUAAUUGAAGUUUUUGGGUUUUUUUUUAUAAAUUUAACGUCUCGUGAUCACUGAAGAGACAAAAAAAUUUUGCUCUAGUGGUCACUUACGGCUUUUUUUAGUGAACGAGGUUUGAUUAAAUUUAAUUUUUCGCAUUUUUCCUAAUAUAUUUCCCAUAAAAAAAUUCCUUUAGAAGCGCGUUAUUCUUUAGUUUUAUAAUUUUUAUACCAUUUGGAUAUUUUUUUGUAUAGAUCUAGAAAAAGGUAUUUAGCUUUUUAUAAGUUUUUUUAUCGGUUUCUUUCAAGUUGCUCCGUUUGGGAUAUUUCCUAGUUCUAAUUUUCAUUGGAAAAAAAUUAUUCGUAUUCAAAGUUUGUUCCGUUCAUUUUAUUUGUCCAUUCGUUUUACACCUAGAGAUUUCACAUUUUUUUCAAAUGAAAAAAAUGAAAUAUUUAGAUGAACCGAAGAGAAGACGGACAACACUGCGAACUUUGCGCCUGGAAGACCUGAUGCAGGUGGAAGAUGUCAGCGAUUGCGAGGAUUCUGGGCCCGUUGUGUGAGUUUCGGAAAACGUUUAUUACAGGUCUUUGAUCAAAAAUCAACUCAGGAAAGUUGUAAUUUUUUUCAAAAAGUCGUUAAUUUCAAUGCACAGGAUUUUUUUAACCGAAGAAAAUUAGAAAAAAAGAAAUUUUUUUCGAGGUGAGGAAAAAUACCUCAAUCUCGGCCUUCAUCCCUUAUGAAUGUCGAACGAAACUUGAUUUUUUUACCCAGUUUAAGGGCUAUCAAAGUUAGAAAAAAAAAAAAAAAUUUGAAAGCUUUAGAGAUAAUACAAUAAAAAAAAUAAAAACUUUCAGGGAGCUGAACGAGCAGCAAAAAGUCUCCAAGACUUGGCCGCCACUGAACUUUAUCUCGCAGAAUCGGAUGCGAUGGCGAAAAGAAGAGACCAGGAACUCGCGGCGGCGAUCGAAGCCAGCGGCGAUGAGGAGGCCAAGGAGUUCUUGAAAAAGUAAAAAUUAAUACAUUUCAAAAAACGAAUGAAAUUUGGAAAAGAAAGGAUGGAAAAAAAGAAGUUUUCUAGAAAAUCUUUUGUUCUUUACAAGUUUCGCUCUUGAAAAUGAUUAAUAAAAAUACUAGUUUAAACAGACGAAAGUCAGUAAUUCAUGCCGUGUUCAAAGUGAUCCCGCGAAAUGCAAAAUGGCCGCUAGAGAAAGAAGAAUACAACUAAAUUUUAGAGAGUCAGAGAUCAUUUUGCAUUUCGCGGAAAUUACUUUGAACACGGCAUUAACAUUUUCGAAAAAGGAUAAUUUUUCAAACCGUUGAAAAGGGAAAAAGUAAAAAAUCCGGAAAAAAACUUUCCAGUAAAUCCUGAACGAUUAUUUUUCAACCCCAGAUUCUGAUUAAAAUGGCUCUGAAGUCUUGAGAAUGCUAAUAAAAGUUGUUUUUUAUAACUCGAAUUUUCUCUGAAAAAUUCUAAUUAUUUUGUUUUUCCGAUGUUUCAUCAGUACUUAAAGAAAAGAGAAUGUGAAACUUAUAAUAAUUUUUUUUUAAAAAGCUUCAUCUCUUUUUUUCCUGAUUCUGAGCGGCUUUUUUUGAUCAAAUUUUUUUGCAUUUGUAGUUUAGAAAUAUUCAAUUGUUCUGGAAAAAAAGUAAAUUUAAAUUGAGGCUUUAAAAAAAUCAUUCUUUUUUUAUUCAAUAUUGUUGUUUCACAUCCGUCAAAUCGAUAAAAUUUUACUAAAUUGAGAUAAAAAAAGGGUUAAUAACAGAAUAAGUUAGAAGUGUCCAUUUUUUUUUGCAUUUCAAUUUUUUUUUCAAAUAAUUUCUUAUCACUAAACACCUUAAUUGUUAUAAAUGUUCAUAAUUCCAUUUUCAGGCUGAAGCUGUACGAAACGACCUAUUACCAUCUGGACGAGCAGAAAAGAGCGCUCUACAGCGAGUUUGUCGAGCGGCCGCAGUCGAUAAUCGCCAAGAUUUGGCUGAAAAGAGAAGAAAAAGUCGAGGAAAAAGCUCCGGAUGAGCUGGAAGAAGGAGAAUGUGUUUCUGAAAAGGAAAAACCCAAGGAAAAAUUCCCUCAGUAUCUGAUCCAGAUGAAGAGGAGGAGCGAGAAGGCUUAUAUCAAGUAAGAAUUCUGAAAAAUCUUCGAAAAAUCGUAGAUUUGGGUAUUUUGAGCUUUCUAGGUUCUUUCGAAUAAUUAGGACAUCUUCAGGAAAAGUGGAGUUAAAAAAAAAGAAAUAAUCCAAUUAUUUCGGUUUUUUUCAAUUGAGAAACUGGUUUCCUGAUAUCCCUAACAUCACCAAAGAUUCUCAUAACGCUAUAUAUUUUUUAGAAUUAUUUUAGAAAGGUCGUGAAUUGAAAAGUUCCGUUUUCAGGAGCAAAAAGUCGAACAAAAAAGAAGAUCUCGCUCUUUACAAAAAGCUCCAAAAUGAAUAUCGUCUCGGUGUACAGAGGUACCGCAUCAGCCAGGGAGAAGAGCCGAAAAAGAGGAAAAUCGCAGGUGAACGAGAAAACAGAACGUCUGGCCUUUCUUAGAUCCUAACAUAGUGGCUUCUUAAGUGUCCUCUCCAUAUAGUUCUUGAGGGACCUCUUAAGAGACCACUAGAGUUACUCCCAGAACGGCAAAAAAAAAGCCGUAAAAAGGUCAUGUUAGCCCUAAAGAAAAAAUGUCACUUUUAAUUUUACGAGUGACACCAACCAAGUGGAAGCGUGGCUCCUCACCGUUUCUGAGUACUUUUUUAUGAUAUUUUUCCCAAAUUUUUCAUUAAUUAAGGUUAAAAAAAAAAAAAUGUAGUUGUUUUAUGUGUGGAGAACGCUAAGCUCGAUUUUUCUUCUUGCAGAUAUAUUUUUGAACUCGAAAACUUUUUUUCGAAGUUUAAACUCUUUCAACUGCAAGUUUACAGCUUCUGAACCUUCUGAAGCGGUGGAAAAACCUCAAGAACUCGAGGUUUUGAAGGAAAUCGUCGAAGAAACGUCAAAAAUGAUUCCGGAAGGCAUCGAAGAUCCGUAUAAAACGGCCGCUGAAAACCUCGCGAUUGAUGAAAUUGAGCAAGAAGACGAGAAGAAUGAAGAAAAUCAAGCUUUGACGGUAAUUAGUGAGAUUGAAAAUGAAAUAAUGAUGGAAAUUUUGAGCAAUCGAAACUUUUGGACAAUGUUCAGAAUGGCCAUGGAGACGUUUCUUACGAUGAUGUUGGUGGUUUUUUCGUUUUGAGAACUUGCAAAGUUUAUAUUGUGUUUUUUUGAAGGAUUUGUCAUUAUAUUCCCAAAAAACAGGGAAAUCAUAAGUUCCAAGAGGAGAGAUUAGCGGCGCUUGAAGAGACAGCAGAGAAAACGAGAAACUCUGUCUCUCUGGCCUCUCUUUCGACCGUUUUGAUCUCUUGAUUAUGCCCUUUUUGCUUAUGAAAAAACAUCGAACAUCCUUAGGGGGCCUUGAAGGUUACUCCUAUAGCGACCACUUUGCCUCCCCCUAUAAGGACCACUGAAGCUUGCAAAAAUGACCGGAGAGAUUUUUUUACCCCUAUGAGAAGAAGCGAAAAAAACUCAAAAAGUUUGCGUUAUUUAAAUAAAAAAAGGUCAAUUUUGUCUUUUUUAACUUUCAAAUCUCUACGAAAAGUUUAAAAACCCCUAUAGGGACCACCUAAAUUUUAUCCCUAUAGAGAGCACUUUUUUUCUCCCCUUCCUAAUUUUUUUGCUAAUUUUUUUUUGAAAAGCUUAAAAAUCUUGUAAAGAUGUUAUGGAUUUUCAUAAGUUUCCUUGAUGAAUUUUUUUUCUUCAAGAAAAUUUCGAAAAAUUAAAUAUUUUUAGAAACUCCUGAUCGUCGAAGAGGCUAUGGAAACUGAAGCACAUCCAGUAGAGGUUUGAUUUGAAAGAAUUUUUUUAGAAAAUGAAAUUCAAAAUUUAGGAAGAACCUGCCGCUGUAGCAGAAACUGUGGAAAAUGAGGUCUUUAAAAAGAAAAAAAAAAUUGAGUUCUAUGAAUUUGUUUAGAAUCAACAAAUGGAAACUGAAGAGAAGGAAGAAGAAAAGGUGGAAAAAGGCGAGGAGAUUGAAGAGAAGUUGGAAGAAAACGUAAUCUUGGAGUUUAGAGAAAUUUAGGGUGGAAAAAAAGUGAGGAAAGUUGUAAAUCUUUGGAAAAUUUCAAAAAAACGAAAGAUGUAAAAUUAAUUUUUUUGUCAAGGUUUUUUUCAACAAUCCUAGAGCUAGAUUUGUAUACCGAAAAAAAGAAAAAAAUGAGACAAAAAAAUGGUGAUAAGAAAAAAAUAGCCUUGACGUUUUUUUGACUUCAGCGCUCCGUUGACAAUUUUUUUCUUCCAUUUCUGGAAAAACUUUUUGGAAUUUUUCGAAAUCAAACUUGCCCCGAAUUCCUUUGAUACCCAACAUUCAUCCAAAAAAACUCAAACAAAAAUGAUAAUUGAAGUUUUUUUAAAAAUUAAAGAAAAAAAUUCAGUCACCAAUACCUUGAGAUUUUUUUGAUGAGAAUUUUUGAUCCGAUCCAGCGAAAUAGUGUAUCAAAAAGGAGAGGUAGGGAAUUUAUUGUUUCAAAAAUUUUUGAGGAAUGCAAAUAGUUUUUGAGAUUUGUGUAAUUUUUGGUUUGAAAGGAAAAUCCGAAAUCCUGUUCCGUUUUUCGUUUUUUUGGUUUUUUUAAGUAAAACUAUUUCAUUUUUUUCAGAUGGAAACCGGCGUGGAAAUGGUUGAAGAAGCUGAGAGAAUCGUUGAGGAUCCUGUAGAAAAAUAGGGUUCAUUAUUUUUUUUUUAAGCUUUGUGAAGAAGGAACUUAUUCUUUCAACAAAAUAAUCAAUUUAAAAUUUAACAAUAUUCCUUUUCUAUGCAUUGCCUUUCUAUUAACUUGGAAAAUACAGUUCACCUUUAAAAUUCCUUGGAAAAGGUGAAGUCAGUUAACUGCAAAAUGUCGAAAAUGGAAAUUGAUUAAAUUUUUUCAGACCUCGCCAAUAAUGAGAGUUGAUGAGGUGGAGGGCGAAGAAACCGGUCAGGAUGAAUAUUUGGUCGGUUUUUAGUGAUAUUACUGUUUCAGUGUUUGUUCUUAUUGUCUUUGUGUUGUUUUUUUUUUGUUUCUUUCGGGUUUUUUUCGUGGUUUCAAUGAGAAAUAAACAGCUAGAAGGAGUAAUGAACGCACUUUUUAGGAAAAAAAGGUUUUUUUUGGGCUUUUUUUCGUUUUCAAAGUGCUGACACGAGCUCUAAAUUUGACUUUUCCGAAUUUUUGUGUCAAAAAAGGGUGUUCAAAAACGUUUAUGGGAAUAUUAGAACUUGAACUUUAUGCUCUUCUUUUUUCUAAGUAGAAAAAAUCGUAAUCUACCGUAGAUAUCGAUUUUUGCAACGAAUAGUCAUUCAAAAUGAACAGAAAAAAAUUAAGACCCAUUUUUCUAGCUUGUUUUCAUGUGCUCUCUUCAUUUUCAUACACUUGUCUCGUUAUUUUUCCGCCCAGCUUUUCUAGUUUUUGUCGAUUUUUAAUUUUUGUUGUCCUUUUUGUCCUCGGUCCGUCCUAUUUGAUGUUUGUCGCAUGAAUUUUGGUUCAUCACAGCUUUCUGAAUCAAAAAAAGCGUUUGAAAGAUGUUUUCUGUUCAAAACUUCUUUCUGGGGUGUUUAAAGGAGCAUAGUCAUAUUUGUAAACUUAUUUCUAAGCGAAUAGCCGUUUUUAGUAGUUUUUAAGGUUCGAGGAAGAUUUCUGCUCUUUUAAACACUCUUAAAAUGAUUUCUGAAGUUUGCUUGCUUUAAUAAAAUUUUUGAGUCAUUUCAUAAGCUUUUCAAAUUUCUAGAAAGUUGUUCCGAUUGGACCAUAUUUGUUGUUGAAUGUUGUUCUGUUCUUUUUGGCGACGAUUUCCAUUUCUUGGCAUUUCUCAUAAUUAUUUCGCUCGUCUUCUUCAGGACCUUGAUGAAGUUGACGGGAGUGAGGACGAAGAAGAAUCGGAUCUCUCUGAUCUUGUGGUUCGUUUUUUUUUUUGAACUAUUUAUUAAUUGUUUGACGCGUGUUGAGUUCUUACAACAUUUCGUCUUUUUUUCAACAGAUAAAAAAAUAAAAUUUUUUUAAUUUUACUGAUAAAAAAAAGAGCUGGUUAAUUUUUGCUUCUGGAAGUUUUUCCCUUGAUUUUUUUAUGUUUAAAGAAAAUUAAAAAAAGAAGUUUUUUUAAUCUUGAAGUUCCUUUUAAUGAUUUUUUUCACUUAUUGAGAUGAAAAAGUGGGAAAUUUUUCUGAAUUUUUAAUUGAGAUUUUCAACAAAAAAAGUAGAUCAAAAUGUGAGAAAUAGGCUUUUUUUCGAAUUUAUUUAGUCUUCUUUUUAUUUUUUUAAAUUUUUUUCAUAAUUUGAAGCCCACUCUGCAGAAAAAAAUUUUAAAUUAUUUUUGAACGGCGAAUCUUCCAAUUUUUUUCAUAUCGUUAAGGAACUUUCCAACAGAGAAGUUUCCAACUUUUUUUCCCUUAUACUUUUUCGGUUUAUAAAACAUCUAUUAAUAUUUUUGUUUCCUUUUUUUGUGUUUUUAAUCAUCAUGAAUCAACUACCUACUUUAAAUAGCAAGAUUUAAAACGAAGAGUUUAUCGAGAAAAAAAGUCGAAAAAAAUUUCGUCGGAAAGCUCCCUAGCGAUAUGAAAAAAAUCGGAAAUAUCGCCGUUCUAAAUUUCGUUGGUUUUUGUUUUCAUACCACCCCAAUUUCAGCCGGUAAAAAGUUCUAUAAUACAAAAAGAGUAUUAUCAUUUUUUUGAGAUCGAGAGAGUUUAGAUGGUUAACGACCAGCUAUAUAAUUGAUCAAAAAGUAGUUUCAAACGCUAAUAAAAGCCUCCAGAAACGCAUGUCUCUCCAGUUUAUUUGAACUUUUGGUCAUACAGCAAAAAAAUUUUUUUAAUAGUUACAAUAAAAAAAUAUUUCGAAAAAAAUACCUUUUAGCAAAAUCCACACAGAAAAAAAUAGGAAAAACUCCAUUUUAAACUCUAAAAGUGCAUAUUCGUGCUUUUUUUGUAACUUAGCGCCAAAAUUCCUUCAAUUCAUAAAUUAUUUUUCGAAUAAUCGAUUAAUAUUCAUGACUUAUGAGAGAAAAAAAUUUAUUUUUUUCAUCCAAUUUGGGUCAAAAUGGCUCCAUAAUACAAAGAAAGUACCAUCUUUUUUUGAGAUCAAACUAGUUUACAUUUUUUUAUUUUUUUGGAGUACGUCCGGCGAUUUAAUCGAUCAAAAGUAGUUUCAAACGCUGAUAAAAGCAUCCAGAAACGUAUGUCUACCGAGUUUUUGAAAACUUUUUAGUACGUCAGCAAAAAAAUAAUGAAUAAAAAGGUUUUUUUGUGAUAUCUAUGGUAAUAAAAAAAUUACUGUAAGAAAUUUGAAAAAAAUACUUUGGCAUGAGUGAAUGAAAAAAAUAGGAAUUUUUUUGACUAAAAGUCGGAAAAAAAGAAAUUUAAAAAAAUAACUUCCUCUUUUUUUCGAGUUUUUUUAGCUCUAAAAAGUACAUAAUCUUGCUUUUUUUCUGUUGAUUUGCCCCAAAACGUAUUCGUUCUAUAUUUUAAAAAACAGAGUAUGACUUGUUUGGCAAAAAAUGAUAGCCAUUAUUCAAUUACGGUGGUAUGAGAAAAAAAAAAGUCAGUGAAUUUUCGAAGGCCGACUUCUCCGAUUUUUCAUAUCGAUUUUUCACCACCAAAUGAGGUACCGAGAAAAAACUUUUUUUUAUCGUAGAGUUGAGGCUUGAAAAUUAUCAAAUAUUUGCUUUUCUCCUUCUUUUGGCUGGGAAAAAGUUUUUUAGUGUUUAUAAUAGCCGGAUCAUUCAAGGCGAUUUUAUUAAAAUAUUAAACAAGGUAAAAAGCAGUAUUCUGAAAAAUUUCAAGCCUAAUUUUCACAUUUUCUACAAAUUUUUUCUCAGUUCUCUAUGAGGUUUAGCAGAUAUUCUCUCUUGUUUUCAAGUUCUCUGACGGGUCUAUAAACCACUAAAGUUUGAACUUGAUCCGCGUACCAGAGUCCGAGUAGUUCCCUAGUUAGUUGAAUAAAUUACGAAUUUUCGAAAUUUCAUAGGGCAAAUUACAAAAAGAAGGAAAAUGAAUUUAUAAAUAAGAGUUUUUUUCAAAACUUUUCCAUUUUUCAGUAGAAUUUUUUUUUUCACUCAGAUAAUAAUUUUUAUUUUCCAGGUACUCGAAGAGGUUGACGGAAUCGAUGCGGAAUAA